AUGGGUCCUACGAAAUUAGAGAUGAAGCGCAAAGCGACGGAGGAGCCUGGGACACCCAGCGACAGCAAACGGGUCAAGAAAUCGACCAGCGAUCCGCUCGCGGUGGAGCCCGCGACCCAUAUCAUCCCAUUCCCCGAACGCCCGGCGGUAGUAGAAGAGCGCAACGGGGAGAUCGAGUUCUGGGUGGUCAACAACGAUAAUCGGAGAGAGAGCCUGAUUAUCCUGACGGGCCUGAAGUGCAUCUUUCAGAAGCAACUCCCCAAGAUGCCCAAGGACUACAUAGCGCGUCUGGUCUAUGACCGGACUCACUUAUCGAUUGCUAUCGUCAAGCACCCGCUGGAGGUGGUGGGAGGGAUAACCUACCGGCCCUUCCACAAGCAACAGUUCGCCGAAAUCGUCUUCUGCGCCAUCUCCUCGGACCAGCAGGUCAAGGGUUACGGAGCACAUCUGAUGUGCCAUCUGAAAGACUACGUCCGCGCCACCUCGCGCGUCAUGCACUUCCUCACCUACGCCGACAACUAUGCCAUCGGGUACUUCAAGAAGCAAGGAUUCACCAAGGACAUCACGCUGGAGAAGGAGAAGUGGAUGGGCUACAUCAAGGACUACGAGGGCGGAACCAUCAUGCAGUGCUCGAUGCUCCCCCGGAUCCGCUACCUCGAACAAGGCCGCAUGCUGCUGAAGCAGAAGGAAGCCGUCCAGGCCAAGAUCCGCGCCUUCAGCAAGAGCCACGUGGUGCACCAGCCGCCGGCGGAGUGGAAGAACGGCGUCAAAUCCAUCGAUCCCAUGAGCAUCCCCGCCAUCCGCGCCUCGGGCUGGUCCCCCGACAUGGACGAGCUCGCACGCCAGCCUCGCCACGGGCCCAACUACAACCAGCUGCUGCACCUGCUGAACGACAUGCAGAACCACGCGUCGGCCUGGCCCUUCAACCACCCGGUCAACUCGGAGGAGGUGCACGAUUACUACGAGGUCAUCAAGGAGCCGAUGGAUCUGAGCACGAUGGAGCGCAAGCUCGAAGCGGAUAACUACGCGACGCCGGAAGAGUUCAUCCGCGAUGCCAAGUUGGUCUUUGACAACUGCAGGAAGUACAACAACGAGACGACGCCCUAUGCCAAGAGUGCGAACAAGCUCGAGAAGUUCAUGUGGCAGCAGAUCAAGUCCAUUCCGGAGUGGUCGCACCUGGAGCCGUAG
Messenger RNA from Drepanopeziza brunnea f. sp. 'multigermtubi' MB_m1, 1188 nucleotides. RefSeq lists its product as uncharacterized. Gene Ontology annotation, cellular component: histone acetyltransferase complex. Gene Ontology annotation, molecular function: protein binding; histone H3 acetyltransferase activity. Lineage: Eukaryota; Fungi; Ascomycota; Leotiomycetes; Helotiales; Drepanopezizaceae. Gene Ontology annotation, biological process: positive regulation of transcription by RNA polymerase II; chromatin remodeling. The record is from RefSeq and is a predicted model, not a curated record.